GCAACUGCACCCAUCUUACAAGUAAUGUAUUGUUUGAAGUGAUUGACGAUUCUCGGGGACCUGUGGAGCUGUCUGGAUUCUGCCUGCUUCUGAACCUACAGAGUGCCGGGAGAGGGGCACAUGGCCUCGAGUGGACCAGCCACUGCUCAGGGGCUGCAUCCCAAGGAGGUGGCCUGGGAAGUGCACUGCCUCUGCACCAGGUCUGUGGUCCAUCCAGCCUGGUGUUCAGCCCACAACUGCCCAGCACACAGCUUCCAAUCUCCUGUCUCCGGUGUGGGCAUAUGGGUUAAUUUAAUUUACGAGCAGUGGGGUUUCAGGUUAUCUCGGUUUCCAUCCUGAAUCUGUGAUGCCUUAGGCACCAGAGUGCUGCCUCCUGUCAGAAACCAGGGGUCCCUGCACUUCUGGUCAGAAGGCUUGAGAGGCACAUGCUUGGCCAAGGAGAGGAGAGGAGUAGAGCAGCUGCAGUUUGUAGUGAUUUUCCCUCUGCCUGGCAGUGUGGCUGGGUGAGGUGCAUGUACCUCCCCUCUGCCUCCUGCUACCCCUGGAAGCCUGGGGCCAGCUUCUUAAGAGUGUCCCACCCAGGGCUGGCCCACAGUAGAGAACUGCUGGGAGAGGAUGUCCCAUGUUGCUGGGACCAGGGAGGUAGCCCCCGUCCACAUCUUGAGUCAUUGUCAGACCCAGUGAGCCUGUCCACCUGCCCUGCCUCAGCAUCACAGGCUUUUUGGCUACCUUUCUGCCCCUGGCAUCAUGUUCCCGUGAUGUGGCUCUCUGGGUGUGUGGCUGGCUUUUCAGAAUCUGAGUGCAGUUCCAGUGGUCUCUACUGCCCGUCUCCAGUGUUAGCCUGGAGGGGCAGACAUACAGUGGCGUCCACAUGGACACUGAGUUACGUGUUCAGGGAAGAAGUGCAAAGCAGGACACUUUUAACAGCUGUUACAAAGCAAGCUUUGGCAAGAUGGAACCCAUUUCCUCCUCUCCUCUUCACUCAGAACUGCUAGUGACCCAAAGCCCCGACAGGACCUGAGAUCUGCAGAUGAAGAGGGUCAGCACCUGCCAUGCUCAGGCGGUGCUGCCUACUGACCCAACUGCUGUCCCUUUGGCAUGGGCCCACCUGCCACCCCCCUCUCCUACUCACAUCCAGCUGCUAAACGUCCUUACCAUGCUGCUUCCUGUGACCAGUUAUCUACACCAGGCCACAUCGCCUUCCUCCUCCAGUUCCUCUGCCUGCAGGCAGGCAGCCAGCAUCAUCUCCCUUACUGGAAGCCCACUAAUCACUGUAUCUCUCUGCCCAGGCGUGGGGAUCCCACUUGGGAACCCAGCCUGAGCUCCAUAGUGAGACCCUGUCUCAAAAAAGAACAAAUCUUUUGACUCUGUGUCCCCGUGAACUAAAGUUCAAAUCCCUUAGUGUGCCAUGCCGGAACCUUGAGUGCUUUGAGCCCGUUUUGUACUCUUCCUGAAAGGUACCCCUGUGCGCUGCUGCUGCCCCUUCCUGUUACUCUGUGCCUAAACCUCUCCCCCCUGAUGGGAUCUGUGCUGGAAUCCUGGUUUUGCCAUCCACUGGCUGUGUGGACUUGGUCAAUGUACCAGAAACCGCCAGUUCCCAUGUUUAUUUUCCGUUUACUCUUUUCUUUUGUACUGGAGACCAGACUCAGGACUUCAUGCUUGCUGCGCAGAUGCUUACUCCACUGAGCUAAAUUGCCAGCAGUUCCUGUGUUUAUAAAGUAAACCCAGUGGUACCCAUGUCCUAGGCCAUCCUGAGGCAUGGACCCCUCCCUAAGUGCUGUCAGGUGGGCUGCCGCCACUCUACUGUAGGACACGUGUGUCCUCGCUCCUCCACACUAGGCCCAGGGGCCUUCUCACACGGAGGCCCCGCCUCAUGGGACACACAGUGUGGUCACAGCCCAGGUUGGGAAUGGAGAUAGGACAGAGGGGGCUUAAGCACCCAUUCUUGCAGAGGUCACAGUGUUCUCUGGAGCUCAGCCUUGGGUGGGCACCAGAGACAAAGGGCUGGCUGGAGUCCAAGCAGUACUGGACCUCAUACUGAGGAGCUCCAGCACUCAGGAGGCUGAGCGGGACAAGUCAGCAUGAGGAAAAGAUGGUGACCAAAGGGUGUGGCUGUGCCCUUGGCCUCUGCAAGCCCCAAAGUGCCCCUUGAGCAUGGCCUCUCCCUCAUCUGCAGAAGAUGGCCUGAAGUGGCCAUGGCGGUACACAGCUGGGAUUCCCCACAUGAAAAGGCCCAGCAUUGGAGCCCACAGUGAGCAGCUUCCUGACAGUAAGAACCUGUCUCAUAAAUGAAAACAUGUAGAAGCCUGGGAUGCUCCAGGCUCGGUACUAACAAAAAGCCCGACAUUGACUUCCAUUCUAUCACCUUGUUUGCGUUUCCUUCCUCAUUGUGGACACUAGUCUGUUUUGUGUUGCAGUCUUGUUUUGAGACAGGGUCCCGCUAUGCAAUUCAGAUUGGCCUUGAAUUCAGUUGUGCAGCCCAGGGUGGUCUUGAGCCCACAGCCUGCCUCAGCCUCCUGAGUGGUGGGAUGAUAGGUAAUUCAGUCCUACAGCAAUGCUCCUCCAUGGGAUUCUUUACUAGGGGCCAAAGAAAGGAACUUUGCUUUUAACAGUCCAGUUUGAAGCUGGGCGUGGUGGCGCACGUAUGUCAUCCCACCACCGGGGAGGCUGAGGCAGGCUCCAUAAGCAAGUUCAAUGCCAGCCUGGGCUACAUAGUGAGACCCUGCCUCAAAAAAAAAAAAGUUCAGUUUACAUAAUCUUGGGAACAGGCCGAGAGCAUGACAGAUACCCUAACAGCUGUGUGCCCAUGUCUGUUAGGCCUGGUGCUACCCCAAAGAGUGACACACAGAGUCAGGUCUUGAUAGUGGGACAAGAGUUGUAUCACCAGAGGGCUGCAGGCCUCCCAUCAGCAGAGGGUUGAGGCACAUCUCCUAGGAAAACCCUGGAGUGACUCCACUCCAUCCCAGCUCCUAUCCCUUACUGAACCCUGGCCAUGCCAGACUGGCUCCUCAGACAAGGCUCAGGAUGGAGGCCCAGCCUGCUGCAGCCCUGCAGGGAGGAAGUGGAUAAGUGCCUAUCACACCGGAUGGCAGCCAUGGGUCCUAUCUGGGGCAGCAGCUUCCUCUCUCCCCCACCUCUGAUGAGUACAAAGCACCAGGGCAGUGCCCAGCUGAGUAGACCAGGGGAGAGUUGUGGGGGUGGGGGUCAGCAAGGACAUGCAUGAGCCACUGUCCCACACUGACAAUGAUGGCAGUGGGAGAGUGGCAUGGAAAGCGGGUGAGGAUUGAAGAGGUAUCAUUGAAGGACACUGGAAACAGGAUGAAGUGACUGACUGCCCCCAGGAAAGGGAGGAGUUAGGACUGUGGGCCUUUAGAAGCCCCAGCUAGCCUCACCCCUCCUCCAGUCCCCUGCGGAGACCAGGUCUCGCUCCCCUUCAUCUGCCCCUGCUCAGCAAGCUGCUUUGGCUCCAGUCUGAUAGUGAGACUUCCUGUGGGGGGCCACGGGGAAAGGAGAGCACACAAGCCAUUGCUCCUCAGCUCAGAAGGCCAAGGCAACGAUGGCCCGAGUGUCGUGCCUGCUGCAUGCACUCUGGCUCCUGGGACCUGCAGCUACACCUGUAGCCUGGGCCUUGAACCUGAAUGCAGCCCAAAUCACCUUCUACUCAGGCCCCAACAACAGCCACUUUGGGUUCUCCGUGGACUUCCACAAGGACAGCCUCGGGAGCCAGUAUGGGCGAGGACACGGCGCACGGCACCACCCUCCUGGAGGGAGCGGGGUCCGCGUGCUCACCCGCGCCCCAUCGCCUGUCCCCAGCGUGGCCGUAGUGGUGGGCGCCCCCAGGGCGAGGGCCCGCAGCCAGGAAGAGACGGGCGCCGUGUUCCUGUGCCCCUGGAGCGCCGCAGGCGGCCCGUGCUCCCAGCUGUUCUUCGAUCUCCAGGACGAGACCCGAAACGCGAGCUCCCAGACCUUCCAGGUCUUCAAGGCGCGGCAAGGCCUCGGGGCGUCGGUCACCAGCUGGAACGACACCGUGGUGGCCUGCGCUCCCUGGCAGCACUGGAACGUCCUGGAGAGGGCGGAGGAGGCGGAGAAGACGCCUGUCGGCAGCUGCUACUUGGCCCAGCUCCGGAGCGGCAGUCGCAAGGAGUACUCGCCCUGCCGAGCCAACACCAUGAGCCGCGUCUACGAGGACAGGCUCUUCAGCAGAGAUAGACGGUACUGCGAAGCGGGCUUCAGCUCCGUGAUCACCCAGGCCGGCGAGCUGGUGCUGGGGGCCCCCGGCGGCUACUUUUUCAUAGGUCUUCUGGCCCGGGCCCGGAUCGCCCACAUCGUCUCGAGCUACCAGCCUGCCACCCUCUUGUGGACUGUGCCCAACCAGCACUUCACCUUCGACUCCAGCGACUCCAAGUUCUACGAUAGCUACCGGGGGUACGCAGUGGCGGUGGGCGAGUUCAACGGGGACCUAAGGACUCCAGAGUAUGUGGUUGGUGCCCCCACUUGGAGCUGGACUCUGGGAGCUGUAGAAAUCCUGGACUCCCAUGACCAGACACUACUCCGGCUGCAUGGAGAGCAGAUGGCUUCGUACUUCGGGCAUACUGUGGCCGUCACCGAUGUCAACGGGGACGGCCGGCAUGACCUUCUGGUGGGUGCCCCAUUGUUCAUGGACAGCUGGGCUGAUCGAAAGCUGGCCGAGGUCGGGCGUGUGUACCUGUUCCUACAGCCCCCAGACCCCCACUUGCUGGCUACCCCCAGCCUCUUGCUGACCGGCACACAGCUCUACGGGCGGUUUGGCUCAGCCAUCGCACCCCUGGGCGACCUCAACCGAGAUGGCUUCAACGACAUCGCAGUGGCCGCCCCCUAUGGGGGUCCCGGUGGCCGGGGCCAGGUGCUGGUGUACCUGGGCCAGAGUGAGGGGCUGAACGCCCACCCCAGCCAGGUCCUGGACAGCCCCUUCCACACAGGCUCUGGCUUCGGUUUCUCCCUUCGAGGUGCCACAGACAUCGAUGACAACGGAUAUCCAGACCUGGUGGUGGGCGCCUACGGGGCCAGCAAGGUGGUGGUAUACAGAGCCCAGCCGGUGGUGAUGGCCACCAUCCAGCUGCUGGUGAAGGACGCGCUGAACCCCAUGGAGAAGAGGUGUGUCCUGCCGGGGACCAGGACCCUGGUGAGCUGCUUCAACAUCAAGAUGUGCGUGGAGGCCACUGGGCACAACAUUCCUCAGAAGCUGCGCUUGAGCGCCGAGCUACAGCUGGACCGGCAGAAGCCCCGCCAGGGCCGCCGCACACUGCUCCUGGAAUCGCAGCAGGCGGACACCACCCUGAGCCUGGACCUGGGCAGCAGGCAUGGCCCUGUCUGCCACACAGCCACUGCCUUCCUGCGAGAUGAAGCCGACUUCCGGGACAAGCUGAGCCCCAUUGUGCUCAGCCUGGAUGUGUCUCUGCCGCCCUCGGAGUCCACCUCGGCCCCUGGCCUGGUGCUGCAUGGGAACACUCACAUCCAGGAGCAGACCCGCAUCAUCCUGGACUGCGGGGAGGACGACCUGUGUGUGCCGCAGCUGUUGCUCAACGCCACUGUGGUCGGUGCACCUCUCCUCAUUGGGGCUGACAACCUGCUGGAGCUGCAUGUGGCCACGGCCAACGAGGGCGAGGGGGCCUACGAAGCGGAGCUGGCCGUGCUGCUGCCGCCGGGCGCCCACUACAUGCGGGCGCUGAGCGACGUGCGGGGCUUUGAGAGGCUCAUCUGCAACCAGAAGAAGGAGAACGACAGCAGGGUGGUACUGUGCGAGCUGGGCAACCCCAUGGGGAAGGACGCCCAGAUAGGGAUCACGAUGUGGGUGAGUGUAGAGGACCUGGAGCAGGCCAGUCAGGCUGUGUCCUUCCGGCUGCAGGUCAGAAGCAAGAACAGCCAGAACCCAAACAGCCAGGCUGUGCUGCUGCAGGUGCCUGUGCAGGCAGAGGCCAGGGUGGAGCUCCGGGGGAACUCCUUUCCGGCCUCCUUGGUGGUGUCAGCAGAAGGUGACAAGGAGCAGGGUAUCUUGGACACCUCGGGCCCCAGGGUGGAGCACACCUAUGAGCUCCACAACAGAGGCCCCGGGACUGCUCGGGACCUGCGCCUCGGUGUGCACCUGCCGGGGCAGUCGCAGGCCUCCGAUCUGCUCUACAUCCUGGACGUGCAGGCCCACGGGGGCCUACAGUGCUCCCUAGAGCCCUCACCCAAUCCCUCGGAGCUGGACUGGAGGCCCACCUCGGCCAGCGUGGCCCUGCAUCGCCAGCGGGAGCGACGACAGGCUGGACCCGCAGAGCCGGUGCUGGUGAGCUGCGACUCAGCGCCCUGCACGGUGGUGCAGUGUGAGCUGCAGGAGAUGGUGCGUGGGCAGCGGGCCAUGGUCACUAUGUUGGCUUUGCUGCGGCUGCCAAGCCUCCGCCAGCAGGGGCCACUGGUGCAGACCGUGCUGCAGUCGCGCGCGUGGUUCAAUGUGUCCUCGCUCCCGUACGCGGUCCCGGCGCUCAGCCUGCCGAGCGGAGAGGCUGUGGUGCAGACGCUGCUGCUGCGCGCCCUGGAGGAGCGGGCUGUGCCAACCUGGUGGGUACUGGUGGGAGCGCUGGGCGGCCUACUGCUGCUCACUCUGCUGGUGCUGGCCAUGUGGAAGGUGGGCUUCUUCAAGCGGACCCGGCCCCGCCUAGAUGAAGACGAAGAGGAGGAGUGAAGGGUCUGCUCUCAGAGCCACACUCUGCCUUCUUCCUCCCCUCCCCGGCUGCCCAAUAAAGAGGCGCACAACA
This is a messenger RNA of Cavia porcellus (domestic guinea pig), 6776 nucleotides long. It is a transcript of the gene Itga2b, whose product is annotated as integrin subunit alpha 2b. The record is from RefSeq and is a predicted model, not a curated record. The transcript is spliced from 30 exons. Lineage: Eukaryota; Metazoa; Chordata; Mammalia; Rodentia; Caviidae. Gene Ontology annotation, molecular function: integrin binding. Bases 3557 to 6703 code for a protein of 1048 amino acids. Gene Ontology annotation, cellular component: external side of plasma membrane; integrin complex. Gene Ontology annotation, biological process: integrin-mediated signaling pathway; angiogenesis; cell-cell adhesion.